UGACUUGUUUGUUUGGUUUUGGUACCCCUAUUUUCCCCCCCAACGGGUCCCACAAACCGGCAUUUUUUUACUUGUUCUGAUGAGCAAAUUAGUCUAUUACCAAUUCACCUCAAAGCCUUUCUUUCCCUGAGAUAGAUAAGGAUACUAUUAAGAUCAAAUCUUGCACUAUUAAGCUCAUCGAAUAUACUACUAUCAAAGAUGAUGCUUAAGAUGUUUAUUUCCUGGAAUUGGACAAGUCGUCAAGGUAUUCAUCAACGGCUUUCUAUUUUGGUUGCAGCAGCUUUGCUACUUUUAGUUGUAGGAGUACUCUGCAGCAGAUUUGAGUACAGUAUGACGAAUAUUCCAGAUCAAACUAGUACUAUUGUAAUUGAUGAUACGUCAAUACAGAGAAUCCAUCCGUCAAAAGGGCCUGGUGACCCUCCGAUCCUCGCUUAUUGGAUUUUUGGUUUUAGAGGGGAAAGUAAACGAAUGUUGAGACUGUUAAAAGCAGUGUAUCACCCAAGAAACCAGUACCUUUUACACCUUCUCGAUGGGGAAGACGAAGAGAGGAUGGAAUUAGCCCUUUCUGUUGAAUCUGAACGUGUGUGUCGGGCUUUUGGAAAUGUGAACGUCGUCGGUAAAAGUUAUGCAGUGAACUAUCACAAUAUGGAAUCGGGCGCCUCUGCUCUCGCUGCCAUGCUUCACGCCGCCGCCUUGCUCCUUCGAAUUAGUCCAUUAUGGGAUUGGUUUUUCACCUUAAGCUCUUCCGACUACCCACUUUUUACUCAAGACGAUAUCUUGUUUGCUUUUACUUCCUUGCCAAGGGAUAUCAAUUUCGUUGGCUUCACCAAUUGGACUACUGACCAGAAGGGGCAGCAUAAUUUCAAUCGGAUUGUUGUUGACCCCAGCCUAUACUCAAAACGGGCUACUAACCUUCACUAUGCUGUAGAGACUAGAGAACUACCAACAACUUUUGAUAUAUUUGGAGGUUCCCCUUGGAUGGCAUUGAGCAGAGCCCUUAUGGAACACUGCAUCAAAGGUUGGGACAACUUUCCCCGGAAAUUACUAAUGUACUACGCCAAUGUUGUCUCUCCUCUCGAAUCCUACUUUCAGACUGUGCUAUGCAAUUCCCCAGAAUUUAGAAAUACCAUAGUAAACCAGGAUCUCAGGUGCUCCGUUCCUAUAAAUGUCUCAAACUACGACAAUCUUGUGCACAAAGUGGGGGCAAUAUUUGCUAGGCCAUUUAAAGAAGGUGAUCCUACUUUAGACGAGCUCGACAGGUAUAUCUUAAAUCGCUCGCAGCAGGGGGUGGUGCCCGGGAAAUGGUGCAACAAUAUAGGAAACUAUUCUUCUUGUUCUAAUUCUACUAAUUGGGAUGACAUUGAUUCAUUGGACCCUGGAUUUUAUGGCCAAAAGCUUCAAAAUAUUCUGUCCAAUUUUACUGCUGGAAACCGUCAUAUGGUAGUCAAUCAUUGUCACGGCAGUUCACAUUAAUGUACUCCAUAUUCUUCAUUCCUCUAUUUUUUUUUAUUUUUUUUAAUGAUGAAUAAUUUUCAAAUCUUUGAAAUCCUAGUACUGUAUGUUUCGACUAUUAAACCUUAGAUUAUUUUACCGUAAGCCCUGUAAAUUUUGUAAAUACCAAACAUUUCUUGUUGCUUUC
This is a messenger RNA of Nicotiana tabacum (common tobacco), 1639 nucleotides long. RefSeq names its product beta-glucuronosyltransferase GlcAT14C-like. Gene Ontology annotation, cellular component: membrane. NCBI's taxonomy places the organism in Eukaryota, Viridiplantae, Streptophyta, Magnoliopsida, Solanales, Solanaceae. Gene Ontology annotation, molecular function: glucuronosyltransferase activity. The record is from RefSeq and is a predicted model, not a curated record.